Molecule: messenger RNA, 7257 nt
Organism: Xiphophorus couchianus (Monterrey platyfish)
Lineage: Eukaryota; Metazoa; Chordata; Actinopteri; Cyprinodontiformes; Poeciliidae
Gene: slc66a2
Product: solute carrier family 66 member 2
Exons: 5
Coding region: 883-1698 (271 amino acids)
Biological process (GO): retrograde transport, endosome to Golgi; phospholipid translocation
Cellular component (GO): trans-Golgi network; endosome
Source: RefSeq, a predicted model, not a curated record
AAUUAAGUAUUCAAAUACAGAUAAGAAAUUAGAGGCAUGGGUGCAAACCCACAAAGGAAAAGAAUGAAAACAACAAAUAAAUAAAAAAUCUAAAAACACGCUUUCGGGGCACAAAACAACUAAAUUAUGUUCUACAACAAUGUUGAAAAAUUUAUUUGCUUUAAGACUCGCCAUUGCUUUAAAGACUUUUACAUAGCAUAGAAACACACUGAAGAAAAACACAAAACAUAGGCGACAUUUUCUUCGGUGAUAAUGCUUACCUAGCUUUUUUUUGCCAAUCGCCAAUAAAAAAUAAAGUAGAAGACCUUUUCCAGCAUUUUUAUAAUGAGAUAGAAGUUAUUUUCUUUUCACAGCGAGAAAAGCGCAUCAUCAAUUUGGCGAGUGAAGCAUCCUGCCUGAGUUCACCAUCUUCGUUCGAGUUUGUGACGUUUCAGGAAGUGCAGAAUGAAGGAAUAAACUGACUAACCGGUUGAGCUGCACAGCGGAGGAAUGCUCGCUAUGUCAAUGCUGUACUUUUCUCUUUUUUACAGUUAAUUUUUAAGAUUAUUUCACUGGGUUCUUAAAAACCUAGGUUUAUCAUCAUAAUUAUUUAAAUACCGCAACUCUGACUAACCUCUUGCUAGCAUCAACACGACAACAAAUCACUCCGCUAAUCAGAUCCUCGCUGAUUUCCAAUGCUGUAACACAACCUUCCGGUUUAUCGUAUCGAUGUCGUGGCAGUAGAGGUUCCAUUGUUUGUACAUCCUGUGCGAAAGAGCAACCACAACACGGAUGUUACUUCUCGCGCACACUCCCGAGGCAUCAUCAUCAUCAUCACCAACAACUGUCAGCCCCUAGGAGCUUUACCACCGGGCUGGCUUCACUUCAGAACCGCAACUGAACAUGGAGGAUGAGGUGUUCCAGCAUGUUGUGUCCGUGUUCAGCUCGCUGGUGUCGUGGGUCGCCGCGGGUGCCAUCAUGUUCGGCGGGGUGGUGCCCUACAUCCCGCAGUACAGAGACAUCCACCGGACCCAGAACGCGGAGGGCUUCUCCACCUACGUGUGCCUGGUGCUGCUGGUGGCCAACAUCCUGAGAAUCCUGUUCAGAUUCGGUCGCUAUUACGAUGAUGCGCUGCUGUGGCAGAGCAUCAUUAUGAUCUGCACCAUGCUGGUCAUGCUCAACCUGUGCACCAACGUCCGCAUGGCCGCUGAACUCAGCACCAAGAGGCGCUCCUUCUUAGCGACAGACAGUAAGGACGAGGAGGUCAGAAUCCCUAAGAGGCUCUUUCUGGACUUUGACUGGACCUACUUCUGGUCCUGGAGUCGCUUCGUGGACUACCUUCAUUGCGUGCUGGCCUUCACGCUGCUGGCGGCCUACAUCACCUACCUCCUCCUGGACUCGGUGCUGUUCGUGGAGACCCUCGGCUUCCUGGCGGUGUUCACCGAGGCAAUGCUGGGAACGCCGCAGCUCUACUGCAACUACCAGAACAAAUCCACAGAAGGCAUGAGCAUCAAGAUGGUGCUGAUGUGGACCAGCGGCGACACCUUCAAAACAGGCUACUUUCUGCUCACGGAGGCCCCCAUGCAGUUCUGGACGUGCGGAUUGCUGCAGGUUUUUGUGGACAUCGCCAUCCUGUUCCAGGUCUACUACUACAGCCGCUACCCGCAGAAACCUGUGUCCCACACCGUCUCCCACACCACCAGUGCCAAAGCUCUCUGAGGUGUUGCCACGUGUCCCGAGGAAACUCCGAAAGGCGAGCGGCGAGGAAGGAGGGGGGGGGGGACGCCCAAAAACACGCACCAAAGGAGUUGCUGCUUCUGCACCUCGGCGGUCGCAGCAAUACCUUGAGGAACGCUGAACAAUCAUGAAGACUUCUUUCUUUCCCGGCGCUGAAAAUGCAUGCAUCGUGCAAUCGCACCCCACUCAACAAAUCAGCAUGUGGAGGAUUUUUUUUAAAAAUUCUAUAUGCGUAUAUUUUUUGUUCCAAGAGCAAAAACGCAACAUAUGAGAAUUAUUGAUAUGUUCGGAGCUCAGAGGAAGGUGGAUGAGUUUUUGGCACAUGCUGAUGAAUGUUGCACGGAACCUCUGCCUUAAGACUCGUAAUCAAACACGGCUCAACGCAUUGCCAGCAAUCCGAGUGGUGUGUUCAAAACCCGUAGAAAUCCACGUUACUGAAUGUGCAAACAGGCAUGUCUGGUCUAGUUGGACAGAAGUUCAAAAUCAUUGUUUUGUUUUCUUUUGGGGUUUUUUUUUUUUUUUUUUCAUAAGACCAAAUCAGGAAGGAAUUCUCUGAGAAUUUUUUCUCUGACUCUCCAGGACGUUACACUGGCCUGAAAAUGCAUCAUUUAGAAAAAACAAUAUUAGUGGCCUUGAGAUAGAGAUAAGAAACUCAAGUUCCCUAUGGCAACAUAUGUUUUCUAUCUGCCGUUGAUAAAAAAUUUUCUAUGAUUAUUUUUAUUAUUACUCUGAUGCCACAGAUUUCAGCCUAAGCUUUGCUUUUUUUGCCUCCACUCGACUGCUGGGUUGUGUCAUCAGAAGCUGGGCUGAUUCAUUGAAGCACAUGGGUUUUAUAAUUUGGGUUACUGAUAUUGUGUUCAUUGUUGAUGCUAAAAAGUGUCUUGUAUAUGUAAAAAAAAUAAUAAAAAAUUCAGCGCAGUUUUAGGACGCCCUCCUAACGGAGCUGGUCAGAUUUUCUGCAUAUUCAGACUUUGUUCCCGAUUCAUUGCUGUGGACCGAUUGCAAAAAUGUAACCAAAUUAAUGCAUUAUUUAAUAAUCCACAUGUGACAUCGUCCAUAUUUUCUGGGUGAGGCACGAUGUAUCGCUGUUUCUUCUGUUCUAUUUCUUCCCCUCAAAUUUAAAUCUUUCAAAUCGUUAAGCAAAUUUUAAUACAAAACUUCCAAGAUUUAAUUUAUGAAAAGGACAAAAAGUGACCAGACCAGCCUGGUUCUGUGUGAAAAUGACAUGAACACCAGCCGGACCCAUGUCCGAUUGGUCCUUAUGUAGAACCUGCUUGACAACAUGAAGUAGGCUAAAAGAUCUCAAAAAGCUACACAUCAUAUUUGAAAUCAAAUCGGAAUAAAUGUAAUUAUAUUUAUCAGGUUGGAAACAAACCCCUUUAGAAGUUUGUUUUCAGAUUUUACACUAGAGUACACAGGUACAAAACACAACAAGUCCACCUCUGAAAGGUUUUAGGGUGGUGUAGUCAAAGUCUUGACUUCGAGAUGCCAUUAUAUGACAGGCAUUUCAUGCUCGUAGACCCUCCUAAGUGACCGUAUUGAUUGUACAAAGAGUGGGUUAAAAAUUCUCUGCAGUAAAAUACUUAUUUCCAGUUACUGAUUGUUUACGUUUUCACAUGGGGUCAGUUUGGUUUGGAUAUCAUUUUUCGUUGUUGUGUUGCCUUUUGCAUUCAUUUUUAUUUGGUUGUGUUUAGUUGCGUGUUUGAUAAACUGAAACAAAAGCCAAAAACAGAAGAAAUCUGUAAAUGGACAAAUCCUUAAUGCCACAGACCGUUUUUGUUUUUUUUUAAGUAUUGCAAAAUUUCAUUCGCACUGAAUUCUUUAAUCCAGUUCAGGUCUUUCUCAGCAUUCAGUUACCCUGGAAAUUUAGAUUGACAAAUCUUAAACGGACAAAACCCCUUUUGUCAAUUUAAGAACUGUUGUUCUUUUCUUUCCUGGAUUCAUUUGUAAUUUCUCUUUUACAAACUUUGCGUUCUGUAUUACUCUGUCCUAAAAGCCAUGUAACAGACUGAAAGCACUUUGUUUUGAAAACGGUGUUGUGCAAGUUUAAAUGUGAGAAAACGAACCACAUAUUUUGUUGUGUACAGACUGGGUCCAGUCAAAUGAACCCAUUUGACUGGGUUCAUUUGACUCACAAGAUCUUAAUAUCUUGUGAGAGAAAAAAAAUUUCGCCGAAUUGAUUCGAUUUGUGUAAAUGGAAGUGUUUAUAUUCUCAAUUUUUGUACCUCCCUUUUUUGUUUUGUUUGCUUUUGUUAGUAAGCAGAAUUUUAUACCUUUCAAAUGAAAGGUAUAAAAUUCAAACUGUGCUACUGUGUCAGAAUGAGGUAUGUUACUCUGGCCAUUGUGUCACUGUCUUUAUUUUUAUUUUUUUUACUGUUUUCCCCAAUAUUAUUAUAUUAUCAACCAAAUAUUUGGUCUUGAAAGGUUAAUGCUAAGAACCUUAAGAGAUCAAACUGUGUUUUCUGCCUGAUCAACUAGAAAAGUAGGUUUGGCUGCUGUCAGUUGAGUCGCUCCAUGUAUUUUGUAUUAAAACCUGAGGGAAUCUUCAUCAGCGCAGACAGAGAAUCUGCAUAAAGUCUUAUGAGAUUAGGUAAUGUUUAUAUUAGGUCAUUGGUGCAGUUUGUGAUUUUUCAGCUCAUCCUCUUUCAUUUCUGUUGCUCACAGCAUCAACAACUAAGGGAUAAUUAGAACUGCAUUUUCUCACCUAGCUGUUAGCCAUUGCCUGUGCAUCAGCACCCAAAAUAUCUCCUCAAUGUGAGCUAGCCUUUAGGAGUAAUGGCUAGCUCACCUCAAAGCAAGUAACAUGGAUGUUGGGGUGAUGUCAAGCUGACACCAUUUUCAGUUGUAAUUUUGAAAGCCAAUUGGAUUUGCCAAGUUUUAAAAAUAAAGGUUUACAAAGCCUACUGACCAAACCUGCUGCUUUAGUCAAUGCAAAUUGAAAAUGGUGUGUUUAUCAGCAUUUUCUACAUACAAUGAGAGGUUAAAAAAAUAAGCAUUUUGUUACCAAAACUGUAGCUAUGAUAUGAUAUUGGAUUUUGAAGUUGGGGCUUGUUAGAAAACUUUGACUCCUCACACUUAUGACUUGAAGAGACAUUCCAGUUGAUAUUCUACAACCUGGAACUUGGAAAUUCAAAAUCUACCAACUUAUUGGACGGGUUUGACAUUCCGAAGGUAAUAGAACCACGAUUAAAAAUACCACUAUCUCAGUAAUAACACAAAUCUAAAGCAACAAUGUGUAGUAUAAUUUCACUGCUGUUAUUAGAACAGCCUUCCAACAAGCUCAGUUUGCCAACUUUAGUUUUAAAAUGCCAUCGUCUUACCAAAGUGUUUUUCUUUGCAACUUGAAAUACUUCCUAACAGUUUUUUUAUUGUUUGAUUUGUAAAUGAACUAAGUUCAGCGUAGAAAACCAUUUUCCCAGUCCCAACAAUGCUUAGCAACAGGUCAGUACUGCAUUACUACUGCAUGUUCCACUUUUUUGUGGCAUUUCAUGGACAAUAAACAGCAGAAAUAAUAAGAAAAAUGUGGUUGAUUUCAACAUAAUUUUUUACUGUACGAAGUCUGUUUACACAGCACUCUUCUAGUAAAGAGAUUAUGUAGCUGUUUCUCCAACCAGCUAGCAACAUUACCUCAUUAUCAUAACAACAUUAUCUCCUCGUCAGUAUAGUGGCAGUAUCCCUGACUGUCACGUGGGAGACCGGGGUUCGAUUCCCCGAUGGGGAGUGAAGUUUGUUUCAGGUCCCUCUUGAAAAUGAGAUCUAGAUCUCAACGGGGUUUACCUGAUUAAAUAAAGGAAUUAACAAAUUAACAUAUUGGCUACUUUCUGUCUUACAGUUCUGCCUUUGUGGUCUGAAGUUGGAUUUCUUUCUUUAUCUUUUUGAGGUACAAGGCAGAAAUACAAUUAGAAUUAAAACUGAAAAAAAGCUUGACUAGCAGCUUUAAGUUUGCUUUCCAACAUAGCUGUGUGUAUGUAAAAUGCAGUGUAGAUGGCUGGUGCUAAGCUAUUUAUUAGCACUUCUGUUCCUUAUGUGUUUUAACUCUCAAAUAAAGAGACAAACAUUAUUCAUUACCGUACAGCUAGUAGUUUUCAAUACAACAAUUAGCACGUCCCUUGUUUUCUUACUAGCUAGAUUUAUUUUUUCUAAUCAGAAAAACUAGUUUUCUAGUAGAAGCUAGCUUUUAGCCUUAGUAGCUAGGAGCUAGUAAGAAAACAACAGAAUACUUCUAACUUGGGAGACAUGUCUAAUCAAGCUAACGUCUUAGCUAGAAAAUUGGCAUUGGCUUUGUAGCUCUGUUAGCAUAACUACGCUUUAGUAACCUGCUGUAAAGAUUGAUGACUGUCCUUUUUUGAUGUUGAUACAUAUUACAUCGUAACAGAUCUUGUAGAAGAUGACUUUAUUCAUAGCGUAAAUUUCACAGGAAUAAAAAAAAUUAUUGAAAAGCAAAGUGGUUAAAAUCAUAAUUAUAUAAACAUUAGUAUGAAAAGAAGAAUUCUUUUGGAUUAAAAAGCGUAUUAAUAAAAAAAUAAUAUGGCCUGUUGGCAGAUUAGACCUAACACUCUCCAGCUUUAUAGUGGCAUGUUAAUGAUUAUAAGGGCACAAAGGAGUACGACUCCUGUAAUACUGCUUGGCAAUGUUAUUGCCUAACAGGACCAUCGCAUUGGUCCUGUUAGGCUACAGAGAUUCAGAUUCCAUGUUUCAAAAAUACAAUUAUUUAUGAUAAAUGAUUACCAAAGCUUGAGUUGUUAUAAAAUGUAACUACUUUUGUAUUAUGUCAACCUUCAGUAUGUUCAACAAAAACUUCAUGUUUUCCUCUGUCAGUGAACAGCACUAUUGCUUACUUCAAAUCUAUUAUAUCCUCCUCCAUGGCUCCAUAGUGCAGCAUAUUGCUGUGCUCAUCGUUGGCCAAAUGAAAAUAAUUUCCUUUUUAGGGACUGACUGGAGAGCACUGAUUUUAAGUUUCUUCUCUGUUUGUAUUUUGGAGGAGGAGCACAGGCUGUCAGGCCUUCAGUGAGACCUGAUUCUGUCCUCUUUUGCAGCAGAAACGUCUCUUCGUUUACACACGGACCGGCAAAACGCUGCUCUGAAUAUUUUUAGGUGGUAGAAGAAGAAAAAAGAAAAAAAAUUUAUCCACCUUGAGUGACUCUGUGGCAGGAGCUGAAGUGUACAUUUUGUACGACUAUUUUAUUACAUGCUUUUUGUACUAUCUUUUAAUGCCAAUGUGAAGCGGUGAACGGCUGUUAUUUAAAGUCUGUCGUCUGGAUCAGAUCAAGUUGAGCUCAGAGUGGGACUGUUUUUGACUGUUUCAAUGCAUCACCUUUUUUCUGUUUUCUCUCUAAACCUAGAAACCAUUGGCUUUUUUUCCUUUUUCUUUUUGUAUGUACCAAAAAUAUCAGUACCAACUGUUUGUUUUUAUUGAUCCUCCUGCUGUUGCUUCGUUUUUCCAUGAAACUUUCGGUCCAGUUCGACGGCUCACGGACACUCUGGGCUGUUUACAGAGUGUUAUCAAAUGCAUUACCACCCAAUAAAGAAGACACUGCUGAA